This is a messenger RNA of Plasmopara halstedii, 912 nucleotides long. RefSeq lists its product as uncharacterized. The coding region runs from base 1 to 912 and encodes 303 amino acids. NCBI's taxonomy places the organism in Eukaryota, Oomycota, Peronosporomycetes, Peronosporales, Peronosporaceae. The transcript has 6 exons. The record is from RefSeq and is a predicted model, not a curated record.
AUGAAUAUGGUAGGAUGGGGUCGCGUCGCUGCACGGGGGCUGCACCCAGUGUGGGGUUCAUGUGUUGCUUCAGUGCCUCGUGGUUCCAUGGGACUGCGCUGUAAGGCAGCGAUGACCUGCAAGAGCAAGCGUGGUCGCGUCUUGAAGUCACGAUCAAGUGCUUCUGCACUUAUUAAAAAAUCUCAAGUGGGCAAGUUACUGAAGCUGAAUCAAGGCAAUGUUCUGAAGGCGACAAAGAAAGCCGCGAAAGUAGAAUUGAAAAAAAAUGCAGCAGCACUAGAAGCUGAAGCAAAUCUUCGACUGCGUAACUCGCUGGUGCUCCGCUUUAGCAACGAAAACUCGUAUCUGAAUUGGGCAAGAAAUGGUGUGUUAUCCUCGGCUGUCGGAGUCGCAAUGUAUGCACAGGAGCAUCACCGAGGAGCUCAGCUGAGUGGUGCAGGUUUGCUUUUGCUGGGCUUUGGUUAUAUUGGAGUGGGUACUGCAAAAUAUAUUUACUAUAUUUUCCGCUUUCGCCACGUUAUGGAGCUGUCUUGGGCAAGCGUCUUCGGAACGAUUUCUCACGCAGCGUGGGGGCUGGCCAUAUGGCUGACUGCUAUUGCCUCCUUUUUAGAAAGUGUACCACUUGAGCUGGAUGCGAUGCUGCUGACCGAACCCAUCGCGAGUUAUUUACCUUUUCGAAUUCGUCAAGGUUUAAUUGAGACAUAUAGUCUCCAUCUUGAUGAUCUUGAACAUCAUAAUGACGAGCAAGAGCGUGUAAUGCGAGCGAUUCGCGGUGAUCGGAGAGCCCCAGAUCUGGCAAACGUUGAGGAGGGAGAGGAAUUGCCCCCUCAGCUUGAAGCACAAUUGAUUGAGCAACAGCUCCACACAGCCCCAUGCCCAGCAGUCAUGAGCUCUUCGCCUCCUCCGCUUUAA